Messenger RNA from Thelazia callipaeda (thelaziosis nematode), 1062 nucleotides. The record is from the annotation of a GenBank genome assembly. NCBI's taxonomy places the organism in Eukaryota, Metazoa, Nematoda, Chromadorea, Rhabditida, Thelaziidae.
AUGUCUAAUCGCGUUUUUUUGUUUGAAUACUAUCAUUGUUGUUAUGUUACAAUGAUUCGUACAAAGUUUCUUUCACGUUACAGCACUUUAGCUGUACGUGCUCUGGUAACAGCUGGUGCAGCUGAGCGUUGCUACACAUCAGGUCGUUGUCUUCACAAUCAUCGAUGCUUUCACUGCGCUGCAGAUAUACCUUCUGCUUCGGUUCAUCAUCACAAUGUGAAAGAUGUACAUGCGUCAUGCUGUGGUUUUCCGAAGCAUUUAAGAAACGGACCGUCAACUGUACUUGAUCAAGGUGUAUUUGGUGAUGAUGCCUGCUUCAUUGCACAAUUUGAGAAUACUCAUGUAGUUGGUGUAGCGGAUGGCGUUGGUGGAUGGCGCAAUUAUGGUAUCGAUCCAUCCGAAUUUUCAAGUCGUUUAAUGAAACUUUGUCGAAAGAUAGUACGCAAGGGUGAUUUUGAGCCAACACGACCAGAUAAAUUGUUGGCUCGAGCUUAUGAAGCUCUUGCAAAGCCACCACGUCCUACGGGAUCAUCUACAGCAUGCGUGCUUGUUGUUUAUCAGGAUACAUUAUAUUCCGCCAACCUUGGUGAUUCUGGUUAUCUGGUUAUUCGAAAUGGCAAGGUAGUCUAUCGUAGUCGUGAGCAGACUCAUUAUUUUAACGCUCCAUAUCAGCUUUCAUUACCUCCUGCAGAUGAAGUUCAUGGUAGCUUUCUCGGCGACUCUCCAGAGAAGGCUGAGCUAGCUUCGCUAGAUUUAAUGAUUGGUGAUAUCAUUGUGCUUGCAACUGAUGGUUUAUGGGAUAAUGUAACAGAAAAUGAAAUUGUCAAGCAAUUGAAAGGUCUCAAACCAGGAGAUGUGCAGGCAAUAUUAGGGCAUGCUUGUUAUCUGUUUCAAAAAAUUUUAUUUCAGAAAGCGUGCAAUAGUUUAGCUCUUACUGCCAGAAGACUAGCAUUUGAUGCUCAACAUUUGUCACCUUUUGCUGUUAAAGCGUUGCGGCAUGGAAUUGAUGCACCUGGAGGCAAACCAGAUGAUAUUACGCUUAUUUUGUUAUUGGUUGCUUGA